Messenger RNA from Equus quagga, 1558 nucleotides. Its product is annotated as cytochrome P450 2D14-like. Gene Ontology annotation, molecular function: heme binding; iron ion binding; oxidoreductase activity, acting on paired donors, with incorporation or reduction of molecular oxygen, reduced flavin or flavoprotein as one donor, and incorporation of one atom of oxygen. The transcript has 9 exons. Bases 1 to 1503 code for a protein of 500 amino acids. Gene Ontology annotation, cellular component: cytoplasm; intracellular membrane-bounded organelle. Gene Ontology annotation, biological process: arachidonate metabolic process; xenobiotic metabolic process. The record is from RefSeq and is a predicted model, not a curated record. NCBI's taxonomy places the organism in Eukaryota, Metazoa, Chordata, Mammalia, Perissodactyla, Equidae.
AUGGGAGCACUGACCGGGGAUACACUGGGGCCUCUGGCCGUGGCCGUGGCUAUCUUCCUGCUCCUGGUGGACCUGAUGCAUCGGCGCCAACGCUGGGCCCCACGCUACCCACAAGGCCCCAUGCCCCUGCCUGGGCUGGGCAACCUGCUGCAGGUGGACUUCCAGGACUCGAUUUGCAGCUUUACUCGGCUGCGGCGUCGCUUCGGGGACGUGUUCAGCCUGCAGCUGGCUUGGAAGCCCGUGGUCGUGCUCAACGGGCUGGCGGCCAUGCGCGAGGCGCUGGUGCACCGCGGCGAGGACACCUCCGACCGCCCACCUGCACAUAUCUUCGAGCACCUGGGCUUCAGGCCGCGCUCCGAAGGGGUGAUCUUUGCCCGCUUUGGACGCGCGUGGCGGGAGCAGCGGCGCUUCUCCGUGUCCACCCUGCGCAACUUCGGCAUGGGCAAGAAGUCCCUGGAGCAGUGGGUGACCGAGGAGGCCUCGUACCUCUGUGCCGCCUUCGCCGACCAGGCCGGAAGGCCCUUUAGCCCCAACGCCCUCCUGAAUAAAGCGGUGAGCAACGUGAUCGCCUCCCUGACCUUCGGGCGCCGCUUCGACUACAACGACCCGCGCUUCCUCAAGCUCGUGGACCUAACAGAGGACUUGGUGAAAGAGGAGUCAGGCUUCCUGCCCGAGGUGCUGAACGCGAUCCCCGUGCUCCUGCACAUCCCCGGGCUGGCUGCUAAGGUCUUUCCAGGGCAUAAGACCUUCAUGGCCCUGCUAGAUGAGCUGGUCACCGAACACAGGAUAACCCGGGACCGGGCCCAACCACCUCGAGACCUGACUGAUACCUUCCUGGAUGAAGUGGAGAAGGCCAACGGGAACCUGGAGAGCAGCUUCAAUGAUGACAACCUACGCAUGCUGGUGGCUGACCUGUUCUCUGCCGGAAUGAUGACCACCUCGACCACGCUGGACUGGGCGCUCCUGCUCAUGAUCCUGCACCCAGAUGUGCAAUGCCGUGUCCAACAGGAGAUCGAUGAGGUGAUAGGGCAGGCGCGGCGACCAGAGAUGGGGGACCAGGCCUGCAUGCCCUUCACCAUGGCCGUGGUCCACGAGGUUCAGCGCUUUGGGGACAUCAUCCCACUGGGCGUGGCCCACAUGACAUCUCACGACAUUGAAGUGCAGGGCUUCCUCAUCCCCAAGGGGACCACGCUCAUCACCAACCUGUCAUCAGUGCUGAAGGAUGAAACCGUCUGGAAGAAGCCCUUCCGCUUCCACCCUGAGCACUUCCUUGACACCCAGGGCCACUUCGUCAAGCAGGAGGCCUUCAUGCCCUUCUCAGCAGGCCGCCGCUCGUGCCUCGGGGAGCCCCUGGCCCGCAUGGAGCUCUUCCUCUUCUUCACCUGCCUCCUGCAGCGCUUCAGCUUCUCGGUGCCCUCUGGGCAGCCCCGCCCCAGCGAUCAUGGUGUCUUUGGCUUCCUGGUGACCCCGUCCCCCUACCAGCUCUGCGCUGAGCCCCGCUAGAGGGGUGACACCAAGCCUUGAACCCACUCCUCAGCAGGGGUCCUGAUGUCCAAUA